Caenorhabditis sp. 36 PRJEB53466 is the source of this 3804-nucleotide messenger RNA. The record is from the annotation of a GenBank genome assembly. NCBI's taxonomy places the organism in Eukaryota, Metazoa, Nematoda, Chromadorea, Rhabditida, Rhabditidae.
AUGCCAUAUUCCAUUUUCGUGGCCGCCUCCGACAUUCGUCACGUCUCCAUGAACUCGACGCGAAACCUGGCAGCUGAUGAUCUCCAAAUCACCCUCACCAACAUCAUUUCCCUCAUUUCGACAAUUGUCAAUUUAAUCGGAUUCUACACGAUUUUCGUGCAGAAGUCGUCCGAAUCGGCCGGCUUCAAGUACACCCAACGGCUCUACCAGCUCGUCCUUUAUCUCUCGCAAUUCUACGCCGCCACAGUUCUCAAUAUCGUGUUUUUGUUUCCAAUUCCCGGCGUUUAUUGCAUCGGAUGGCUCAGAAAUCUGUCCGGAAAAUCUGCCCUGUGGUGUUUUGUAAGUGCCGAGGAAAUAGAAAUGAGUUUGUACCGGAGAUUAUUCAGAUUCUGUUCGACGUGCUUUUCGCUCUGCAAGGCCAGUUGUUGGCUGUUGUGAUGGUCAUCAAAGUGGAAUCCAUCGCACGUCCCACGUCGCCUUUCAAGGUCCUCCUGAAACUCGCAGGUCUCAGAUGAAACAAGGUUUCAGAUGUCCCUCCUCAGCCAGUCCAUCUUCAUAUUCCUGUUCAUAUUCUGUGGCCAGUUCUCUUUUUUCCUCGUCUUGCUCGCUUCCUACUCACCUCCUUCGGAAGUGCUCGAUUACAUCGCCCGAGCCCAUCCUUCGAUGCUCUUUCUCUCCCGCUACCCGUUCCUUUGGAUGAUCUCCUCCGAUCGUCACUUCGCCGCCUUCUACUCAAUGAUCGUUCUCGACGUCGGCGUCGUUUUUACCAUCUUCUCACUGUCCUAUAUCUUUCUGAUGUUCGAGCUCGAUCUUCAGGUGAACAGUAUGAGCAAUGCGACCACGAACUUUCACAAAAAAGUCAUCAAAGAUCUCUUGAUACACGCUUUCAUCAGUGCUCCCUUCUUUAUUCUCGUUCCCUUUUUAAUUUUCGUCAAGUUCUUUCUAGACGAACAGAUUGACUACUCCAUUCCCACCACUAUUGUCUUUUCCAUUUUCGUCAGCGCUCCUAUCCCUUCCAUGAUCGUUUAUCUGCUCAGAAACCGAAACUACAGAAAGUUUCUGUCAAAAAUUUCUGGCGGUCAGCUGUAGAAACAUUUCGCAAAGUGACUUUGUCCGGAAUAAAUAAUGCGUGAAUUUCGUUUAAUGUCAACUCUCACCUGCUUUCAUAAUUCAUGUCACAAAGGCUUUGUGACAUGAAUUCGACCAGAAAUAUAUCCGCCGACGAGCUUCAAAUCACUGUCGCAAACAUUAUAUGCAUAGUCUCAACUGUAAUAAACUUUAUCGGUUUCUUCGCGAUCAUCCGGCACAAGUCAAAAGAUACAGUUCUGAUGAAGUCGAUGCUUCUCUCUUGCCACGUCUCACUCUACUUGUUCAUGUUCUAUUUCGGCACCGUUCUCAAUCUCGUCGUCCUGUUCCCAAUGCCCGCGAUGUACUGUAUCGGAUGGUUGCGCGAAACCAGCGGAUAUUAUGCUUACACCGCAAUGGUCAGUUUCACUUUCUCAACUUUAGUGGCGAGGCUUCGUAUUACUUAUACGGUAUAAGUUAUCGAGCAGUGUUGAGCGGAAAUAGAAUUUGAAAUCACGGAAAACGGCAGACUGAAUUCCGCUCAACGCUGAUUAGAAGUAAGCAUCUAUUUUGCAGACCGUGUUCUUUGUGUUGUUUGUAUCAGUUGCCGAGUCCAUGAUCUUCACACUUAUUCUAAAACUGGGCCAUGUGGUUCGGCCCGAUUCCCUGUUCAAACUCCAGCCCAUUGCCCAGUCCUCUCUCAUUAUUCUUAUUGCUCUCAUCACUACCGUUCCGCAAUGCGUCAUCAUCACUACUGGUUAUGCCAGUCCAUCCGAAAUCCACGAAUUCCUUCUUCGCUCCUAUCCAUCGAUGGCCUUCGUUUCCCGUUAUCCGUGCCUGUGGUCAAUGACUUCGAACGUUUAUUGGUUCGCAUUCGCAUUCACUUUCUCCGUCACGAUCACUCUCUCGGCUCUAUUUAUAACGACGUUCUCGGUGCUGGUUCUUUACGAGAUUGAGCGGCGAGCAAUGAGUAUGAGCAUGAGCGAAUCGAGCAGAAGGAUGCACAGACGGCUCGUCAGCAAUGUCGUUCUUCAUGCGAAAACAAUGAUUCCGUUCUUGCUGUCUAUUCCAGUUUCCGUGUAUCUACAGUUCUUCGUGGAGGACGACGAUGACGUCUCGGGUCAGAAUUAAUUGGCUACCGGAGCUUCAUAAUGACCCCAAAGUUUCAGUUCCUGUCGUCAUCGCGUUUUGUGUAUUCAUCUCCACUCCAAUCGCCACAAUGCUCAUGUUUCUAUGGUCGAAUAAGAAGUAUCGGAAAGAAGUGUUCGCCAUUCUUCAUCUGCGAUAUCCUGGACAAGUGACUACUGUAGUCCAUGUCGAACUUUCUGAUAAUUCCAGAGUUUAAACUAAAUCCAGUUGCCCAACCUCAUUUCAAAUGUUUUGUUAUUACUUUUUAGACUAGAGCAAAGCCUUUGCUGAGUCACAUCCACCUGCCCCAAUCUUUCUCACAAAUACAUCUUCCAUUAGUGAAUGUGUUCUGUAUCACUGCAACCAAACUACGCAGAGUACUUCAAUGUGAAUCAUCUGAAUCCGAGCCCUCAGAUCUAUGCAAUGACUGCUGUCAACUUAUUUUCGACUGUAACUAAUAUCUUGAUGUUGUACAUUACCGUUGUGAAAUCGAAAAAUGAAUCGAAUCUCUAUCGAGUUGUUUCUUUUGUUCAUAAUGUAGGUGCGGCAUGAUAUUCAAAACGAUCAUCUGUUGGUAACAAUAUCAAAAAGUCGUUAUAUUACAGUUCUCUUUAUUUCUGGCUCAAUUCUACUGGGGAUCGAUUCUGAAUCCGAUCCCACUGCUCCCAUUGCCAGGCGUCUACAGUAUUGGCCUCCUCAAGCCACUUCUCUCCACAUUCGUCCUUCUUCUCAUCUGGUUCCUUCUGUUUUCUCUCUCCAUCUUCAUGAUGUACAUGAUAUUGUUGAUCCGUUUGAGAGUACUUGCCCGUCGUCAUCACAUUUUCCACGUAAGUCCUUGUCAGCAACACUGUUGUGCUAUUCACAUUCAGUUCCGAGACUCGAGCUACGUGCUCAUGCUGCUCUUCCUCUUCCUCCUCAUUCACAUUCCCGUUCUCACCAGAAUUCUGCCCUACAAUGCGUCGGAAGAGUCCAUGAGAGAACACGUCCGACUGUACUAUCCGAACUGUUUAGAUCUGGCAUCGUCCACGGGAUUCUUUGUGUUCGUGAACACUUGCAAAUCCACGAAAGGAGUCUCCGUUGUUCUGGUCUCACUGUUCGGAGGAGCGACAUUUUACCUUUCUGUGUGCGCAGUGAUCAUUCACGAAAUACGAACGCAAAGUACCGUUUUGAAUGCGAACAAGACUCGGAAUCAUAUAAAAGUACUGAAACACACAAUUGCUCAGGUCAGUUCAAUGUCAGAAUCGACGCUUCUCGAUAUAACCAUUACAGAACGUUUUCCGGCUCAUUUUCCUCGCCAUCGCACCUGCAAUCGUUCUGCGCAACGCAUUUCAGCCACCUGAAACUGACACGAUAUGUAAUACCUAUACAAGCAAACAAAAUUAAUUUGAGUUGGUGUCCUUUUCAGCCGUCACUAUAUUCGCCAACUCCGUGUUCACCGCGGCGCCUAUUCCGUGCGCUAUAGUCAUUCUCAUUCAGAAUGACACUUAUCGCGAGUUUUUGCUUUCAAAACUGCAAUUUCUUCGGAGAAAUCAGCCAUCAAACUCGGAAACUUUGGAGAGCAGAAGUGGAACGUCGAUCGCUGCGCAAUCCAGGAAAACUACUCUUUUCUAA